This is a messenger RNA of Phaedon cochleariae (mustard beetle), 2434 nucleotides long. The record is from the annotation of a GenBank genome assembly. Lineage: Eukaryota; Metazoa; Arthropoda; Insecta; Coleoptera; Chrysomelidae.
GGCAACCCUGAUGGUUGGCGAAGUGAGUGAAACGUGAAAGUGAAACAUUUCUGAACCUAAUAAAAUUAAUGAAGUAUUGAAUUGAAGUGACAAAAUUGACCCAGAGGUAGCAGCCAUUUUAUGUAGUUUAUUUAUUGUGAUUUUCGAAGCGGAAAAUAAGCGUGAUCGUUGUUUCAUCCAAAUUUUCUUACGUAAUUCGAGUUGGGCUGUGACAACCCUAGUUCGAGAGUGAAAUAAAAAAGGGAGGACAACUGAACUGAAGUAGAAAUGAAUAUGAAAAAAGUGUGUUGACAUAGGACAAUUAUUGACAUUUUUGUCCUCCGCUCUUGCAUCCGAGAACCUCCUUGGUGCUUCAGGCGGAGUGUAUAUAGUAAAUUCGGAGCCCUGGAAGGCUUAAAAGUUCAAACCAUGGGCAACAAUGCCGCUACGGCGAACAAAAAGGUCGAUGCAGCUGAGAGCGUCAAGGAAUUUCUGGAUCAAGCAAAGGAGGAUUUCGAAGAAAAAUGGAAAAGAAAUCCGACUAACACGGCCGGCUUAGACGAUUUUGAAAGAAUCAAGACACUUGGGACGGGCUCUUUCGGCCGAGUCAUGAUAGUGCAACACAAACCAACCAAAGAAUAUUAUGCUAUGAAAAUCCUGGACAAACAAAAAGUUGUCAAAUUGAAGCAGGUUGAACAUACACUAAAUGAGAAGCGCAUCUUACAAGCAAUCAGUUUUCCGUUUCUUGUUAGCCUCAAGUUCCAUUUCAAAGACAAUUCCAAUCUUUACAUGGUGUUGGAGUAUGUACCAGGAGGUGAGAUGUUCUCACAUCUCCGCAAAGUUGGAAGGUUCUCAGAGCCUCACUCACGGUUCUAUGCUGCUCAAAUAGUUUUGGCAUUUGAAUACCUCCAUUAUUUAGAUCUGAUUUAUAGAGAUCUGAAGCCUGAGAAUUUACUGAUUGAUUCUCAAGGUUAUCUCAAAGUUACAGACUUUGGGUUUGCAAAGAAAGUCAAGGGGCGCACCUGGACGCUUUGUGGCACUCCUGAAUAUCUGGCACCAGAGAUUAUCCUCAGCAAGGGUUAUAACAAAGCAGUGGAUUGGUGGGCUCUUGGUGUACUUGUUUAUGAAAUGGCAGCUGGUUAUCCUCCUUUCUUUGCUGAUCAACCCAUCCAGAUAUAUGAGAAGAUAGUAUCAGGUAAAGUACGUUUUCCCUCUCACUUUGGCUCAGAUUUAAAAGACCUGUUACGUAAUCUACUGCAAGUUGACUUGACAAAGCGUUAUGGUAACCUCAAAGCUGGGGUUAAUGACAUAAAGGGCCACAAGUGGUUUGCUUCAACUGAUUGGAUAGCAAUAUUCCAAAAGAAAAUUGAGGCCCCUUUUAUACCAAGAUGUAAGGGUCCAGGAGAUACAAGUAAUUUUGAUGAUUAUGAAGAGGAAGCACUUCGCAUAUCCUCAACAGAGAAGUGCACCAAGGAGUUUGCUGAGUUCUGAAUGAUCCAUGUGUUUUGUGUAAGUAGCCUUGCCUCUUUCCCAGGCUAAGACAGUCUGCCAUUGUCCGAGGCUCUUCCAUUGUAUGGUUUAGCGCUUACUUGGUUGGUUUCCCUGCACUGCAAUUGCACUAUAUUAUUAUGGCUGCAGUGAUUAGGAGAAGUAUCAGUAAAUGGAGUCAAAUAGGUAGGAUAAAAUAUGGCCCUCUGUGGGCAUAAUGUGUGAUGGAGUCCUAGUAUGUUUUAUUGUAUUUAUAAUUUGUUAGUCAUUGUUGUAUAUAUUGUAUGAUAGCCGGUUUUAGAAUUUUUCACUAUUUACAUUAAAUAGUGUGCAAAUCAAUUUUAUUUUUUGUAUCAGUGCAGAGGUUACCAAUCUGAAAGUAUACAGUUAACAUUACUUAGUAUGAUACAAUCUUGUUAUAGUAAGAGAAUAUUAGGAAAAGACGUUAGGCUAUUAUACAGCUGCCUCAAAGAGCUUCAACUUCCAGUAUAUUUUUUGGGUAGGUGAAUUCCAAUAGUCUAGCCACCUUCUAAUUUGCUAGUUUGUAGAUAAUCAGGGUGUGGAAUACAAAUCACAGUCAAGUCACAGUGAACAAUUAUUAUUUUUAAUGUGGUUUCAUGCAGCUUCCAUUUCUAAUCAUUUACCAUUAUUAGUUUCAUAUAUUUUGUGAUGGAUAUGAUUUUUCAUUUUCAUCAAAGGGAAAAUGUAACUCAUGAAAAUUCCGAGGAAAAUUCCUUGGUGGGUAUUUGUUGGGAAGGGAUUCCUUGAAAUUCUUUUGAAAUAUAAUAAUGUGGAGAUCUUAGGAAUCUAUGGUAAUCCCAAAAAUUCCUGAACUACUAUUCUCAUGCCAUACCUAAUGCAAAAAGUGCUUUGGGGGGAUUUGAUAGAAUAUAAUUUCAAUUGUGCAAUAUGUGUGUUCAUAAACUAUCAGCAUGGCAGUGACAAGGGCAGUGGGUUAUGAUGUUAU